Bactrocera neohumeralis is the source of this 1299-nucleotide messenger RNA. Its product is annotated as aquaporin AQPAn.G-like. The record is from RefSeq and is a predicted model, not a curated record. The transcript is spliced from 3 exons. Bases 152 to 964 code for a protein of 270 amino acids. Gene Ontology annotation, biological process: transmembrane transport. Gene Ontology annotation, molecular function: water channel activity. Gene Ontology annotation, cellular component: plasma membrane. Lineage: Eukaryota; Metazoa; Arthropoda; Insecta; Diptera; Tephritidae.
AAAUAUUGGCUGAAGUAGUCGUGCGAUCGGUUUGUUUGCUGCCUUUAAUUUACUUUCGUUUGCAAGUUUUUAUAGUGGCAGUUUUCAAUUUCACUUCCAGCGCGGUACACGUUGUUUUUUGUUGGCAUCACAGGACUAAAAUUCAAAUAAAAUGGGCGUAGAAUCCUUACAACAGCCGACAUAUGUUCUCGAGCCACAGCCGAUUCGAUGGACAAGAAGUUGCUUAAAAAAAUUGAAUAUAGAUGUAAGUACCUUUGAUUACAUAUGCCAGUUUCUCGGCGAGUUAAUCGGCACCGCAAUGCUGGUAUUUCUCGGCUGUAUGGGAUGUUCCUAUAAUGCCAGCUUCGAACACAGCGUGUUUCAGUCGGCAUUUACGGUUGGCUUAGUAGUAAUGGUGAUCGUACAUUGUUUCGGUUGCGUUUGUGGAGCACAUUUGAAUCCCGCCAUCACAUUGGCCGUUUACAUUUACGAUAUGAUCUCACUAACAAUGGCGGGCGUUUAUUUUUUGGGACAAUUACUUGGCGCCUUUCUCGGUUACGCUCUAAUGAUGGCAUUAAUACCAGAGAGUGCCGUGAAGUUGGGCGGCGCCGAACAUGGUGUCUGCGUUGCCACACCACAUCCACAAAUUACCACAAUGCAAGGAUUCUGGAUUGAGUUCAUUCUCACUGCAAUGCUGAUAAUCACCACCUGUAGUGCGGCCGAUUCACGAAACAUUACAUUUCAAGACGCAUUGCCGAUCCGCUUCGGCUUAACCGUUACCUGCCUUAGUCUCGCGGGGGGUCAAUACACUGGUGCCAUGGUCAACCCUGUCAAAGCUGUUGCCUCAGCUGUCUGGAAUUCCGAUUACCAGGACCAUUGGAUAUACUGGGCAGCGCCAAUGCUCAGUGCAGCGGUGAGCGCCACCUUUUACAAAGUGAUUUUCAAGCGGGAUAUGGUGGAGCGGGAGCUGAACGAAAAGAGAUGACUAGGAGUAUAAACAUAUAAAAUUACGAUCUGAUUAAACGUACAUAUCUCUCGAAAAAGUUAAAGUGUGCUAGAAAAAAUUCAAAUAUUGGUGGCUAAAAAAAUGUCCGAGCGUACCGACGUGCACACUAUCAUAGAUACAUACAAACCAGCUUAUGGGCAUGUCAUUCAAGCAACGCCUUCAAACAGCAGGAAUUUCAUUCAACUUCAAUGUGUCAAAUAGCAUUCAUAUGUCAAAUGUACAUAAAUUUUUUCAUCUCCUCAAUCAAUUUGCUUCAUAAAUUCUAUAUUCUUUCAUUGUCCAUUUUCUCGAUGUAAUAAAAACAUAUACGAUAA